Oikopleura dioica is the source of this 2244-nucleotide messenger RNA. The record is from the annotation of a GenBank genome assembly. Lineage: Eukaryota; Metazoa; Chordata; Appendicularia; Copelata; Oikopleuridae.
AUGAUAUUCAAACUACUUCUAUUAUUUAUUUCUAUUUUUGCUGAGAGAUAUGUUGUGGAACUCUCAGGUGAAGCAGAAGUCGAAAAGCUUCAACAACUUGGCCUUACUGUAAAGAAGGCGAAAUUUGAGAACUUUUACUUUGUUGAAAAAUCGAGAGGCAGAUCAAAAAGAGAUGCGGAGUCUCUCGAAGAAAUUCUAGCGCGAGAGAAAGAUGUGCUCGACUUUGACCUUGAAGAACCACUCAUAAGAACGAAAAGAGGAGAGGAAAGAAUUCUGACAGAUCGAAAAUAUGGCCGAAGACCAGCUAUGAGGAGAGUCAGCCGGGUCAAUGAAGAAACUGAGAUAAUCCCGAAUAGUUUUACCGAGGGGCCAGUUGACUUGUUGGAGCAAGAAACGUUGUCGCCAUAUACGUAUCCAUUAUACGAUUCUAGUACUUUUCCACCAGAUGAUCAAAGUAGCUGUACUCAGCAUUGCGAUAAUAUAGCUGAUCUUUACGAGCAAGUGCUCUGCAUUUAUACAGCUAAUUGCUCUCCGAACGGAGAUUACUCAACAUCGAGUGUAGACACCACAGAGAAUGAAUACUGGCCGCGUCCUCCGCUCGAACAAGUCCACAAUACAAGCCUCUUCAACGAUCCAAGCUUCAAGAAUCAAUGGAGAAUCGGGCGCCACAACAUCGAAGCUGCGUGGAAGAAAGGCUACACUGGUAAAGGAGUCAAGGUAGUCGUUGCAGAUGAUGGUUUGGAACGAACUCAUCACGAUCUGGAACCAAACUACAGCCCUGAGAUCUCGACCGAUCUCAAUGGCAACGACUCUGAUCCUUCUCCCGAAAUAUUUGACAAAUUCAAUGGAAACAAGUGCCCGAUUUGUACUGAUUCAAAUAGCUGGAUGUGCGACAGAAGAAAUUGUCCAAAUCAUGGAACCAAAUGUGCCGGAAUUAUCGCUGCCAAGGCUAAUAAUAACGAAUGCAUUGUCGGAGUUGCUCAUGAGGCAAAUAUAGGUGGAAUACGUAUGUUAGACGGGACAAUCAGGGACGAAACAGAAGCUGAUGCUCUCACGCACCGACAAGACCUGGUUGAUAUUUACUCAAACAGCUGGGGACCGGAUGAUACGGGUUACAUGAUGGAUGGACCAAGAGUGCUCGGCAGUGCGGCUCUCGCUCAAGGAACCAGAGAUGGUAGAGGAGGAAAAGGGUCGAUAUUCGUUUGGGGAAGUGGAAACGGCGCUGGAAGAGGCGACGAUUGUGGGGCAGAUGGAUACGCAGGAUCCAUGUACACGAUCACAUUUGCCGCGGCCACUCAUUUUGGUCAGCCUCCUUCAUAUUCAGAAAAGUGUUCUGCGGUUAUGAGCACGAUCUACUCGAACACUGGUGACAAUGGCCUUGCCGGCGCGACCGAAAUCUGCACCACUUCUAUAAACAAUACCUGCGAGCAAGAUUUUGGCGGAACAUCUGCUGUGGCACCAUUUGGAGCAGGAAUUAUCGCGCUCGGGUUGCAAGCGAAUCCAAGUCUUUCCUGGAGAGAUGUUCAGCACAUUGUUGUCAGAAGUUCAAAAAAGUCCAUCGAAUCGUCUGGACAUCAUUUUCGACUUGAUGAAAGAAAAGUAAAUUGGCAGCAAAAUGACGCAGGCUUCUGGACAUCCGAGUCAUUUGGUUUCGGACUCUUAGAUGCCUUAAAAUUCAUCGAAACCGCGGAGCGAUGGCCUUCUGUAAUUGGCGAACAGCGACACUGUAAACUUGACUGGCCCCCAAAGAACACACCUUACAACGCGACUGGAGAAUUCGACAAAGAUCCAAGGAGAAGGCCCAGGGAAGAGUUUACGGCGAAAACAACCCAUUUAUUUGUGACGGAUCAUAUGUCCGAUUGUCCCUUUUUCCUUGAACAUGUGGUUGUGUCCGUCAAGAUUCGAUACCCAUACAAAAGAGGAAAUCUGAAGAUUGAACUCCGCUCACCUAGGGAUAAGGUUGUUUCAACGCUCCUGGACUACAGACCGAAUGACGAGGCAGCGAAUAUUGGUCUUAAAAGCCAGCAGAAUCGGCAUUUGAAUGGUUGGAAAAUGAGUUCGGUUCAAUUUUGGGGAGAACAACCGCGCGGGGCAUGGAUUCUUAGCAUAAAAGAAAGACAAAAACUACCAAGAAAGAGAUUCGCGAACCACGGAACUCAUCAAAAUGGAGACCCGAAGAGAGAAAUAAUCUCAUGGAGUCUAGAUCUCUACGGAACGCACGAGCAGCCGCCUGUUAACCUUUAA